CAGACGUGGAGGCCGGGCCGCCGCCCCGCGCCGCCCCAGCAGAGGGGAACGUGGGGAAGGCCCCGCGCCCCUCCCGCCCUCCGGCCGCCGCCCGCCCCCCGGGGCCCGGGCCGGGGAGGGGGCGCGGUGUGCACGCCUGGAGCCGCCGGAGAUGGCGGGAGGGCACUGCGGCAGCUUCCCCGCGGCGGCGGCUGGCAGCGGCGAGAUCGUGCAGCUCAACGUUGGGGGGACCAGAUUUAGUACCUCAAAACAGACUCUUAUGUGGAUUCCAGAUUCUUUUUUUUCCAGUUUGCUGAGUGGAAGAAUUUCAACACUUCGAGAUGAAACCGGUGCUAUAUUUAUUGAUAGAGAUCCUGCAGCAUUUGCACCUAUUUUAAAUUUUCUUCGGACAAAAGAGCUAGACCUACGGGGAGUGAGCAUCAAUGUUCUCAGGCAUGAAGCUGAGUUUUACGGAAUCACUCCACUAGUGCGCCGGCUCCUGCUGUGCGAGGAACUGGAGCGCUCUUCCUGCGGCAGCGUGCUCUUCCAUGGCUACCUGCCGCCGCCAGGUAUUCCCAGUCGUAAAAUAAACAACACAGCCAGGCCCGCUGCGGACCCAAGGAACGGCCCGAACCCCGCAGAAGGAGAGGCUCGGGCGGGCGGUGCCCUGCCGGCCCGCUCUGGGUCCGCGGAAGAGACAGUCAGGCUAGGGUUUCCGGUGGACCCGCGCAAGGUGCUGAUAGUGGCUGGCCACCACAACUGGAUCGUCGCCGCCUACGCCCAUUUUGCCGUGUGCUACAGGAUCAAGGAGUCCUCGGGGUGGCAGCAGGUGUUCACAAGCCCGUAUCUGGACUGGACUGUGGAACGAGUGGCCCUGAACGCGAAGGUGGUCGGCGGUCCCCACGGAGACAAAGACAAGAUGGUCGCUGUGGCCUCCGAGAGCAGCAUCAUCUUGUGGAGCGUUCAGGAUGGAGGAAGCGGCAGUGAAAUUGGGGUGUUCAGCCUUGGCGUUCCUGUGGACGCCCUCUUCUUCAUCGGGAACCAGCUGGUGGCCACGAGCCAUACAGGCAAAGUGGGGGUGUGGAAUGCUGUCACCCAGCACUGGCAGGUUCAGGAUGUCGUCCCUAUAACCAGUUAUGACACCGCUGGGUCCUUCCUGCUGCUCGGGUGCAACAACGGGUCCAUCUAUUACAUCGAUAUGCAGAAGUUCCCUCUGCGAAUGAAGGAUAACGAUCUUCUUGUAACGGAACUUUAUCACGACCCUUCUAAUGACGCCAUCACAGCGCUGAGUGUUUACCUCACACCCAAAACAAGUGUCAGCGGGAACUGGAUCGAGAUCGCCUACGGCACGAGCUCCGGGGCCGUGCGGGUGAUCGUGCAGCACCCCGAGACGGCGGGGUCGGGCCCCCAGCUCUUCCAGACCUUCACCGUCCACCGCAGCCCCGUCACCAAAAUCAUGCUCUCCGAGCGGCACCUCGUGUCAGUCUGUGCGGACAACAAUCACGUCCGGACGUGGACGGUGACGCGGUUCAGAGGCAUGAUCUCCACCCAGCCCGGGUCCACUCCGCUCGCGUCGUUCAAGAUCCUGUCUCUGGAGGAAGCGGAGAGCCACGGAAGCUACUCCUCGGGAAACGACAUAGGGCCUUUUGGAGAGCGAGACGAUCAACAAGUGUUCAUCCAGAAAGUCGUCCCCAUCACUAACAAGCUGUUUGUGAGACUCUCUUCUACUGGGAAAAGGAUCUGCGAGAUCCAGGCCGUGGACGGCACCACCAUCUCUGCGUUCACGGUGCGGGAGUGCGAGGGCUCCAGCAGGAUGGGCUCGCGGCCCCGGCGCUACCUGUUCACGGGCCACACGAACGGCAGCAUCCAGAUGUGGGACCUGACCACGGCCAUGGACAUGGUCAGCAAGACCGAAGACAAGGACGCCGGGGGCCCGACAGAGGAGGAGCUGCUGAAGCUGCUGGACCAGUGCGACCUGAGCGCCUCGCGCUGCGCCACCCCCAACAUCAGCCCGGCAACCUCCGUGGUCCAGCACAGCCGCCUGCGCGAGUCCAACUCGAGCCUUCAGCUCCAGCACCAGGAGACGGCCCGCGAAGCGGCCACUUACGGGUCCCUGCGGCCUCACCGGGAGAGCCCCCUGUUGGCCAGGGCGAGGCGGACCGAGAGCUUCCACAGCUGUCGGGACUUUCAGGCCCUCAGUCUGAGCAGAGACGGAGACGCAGCUGUCCCCGAGAACGCGGGCUCGGGCCCCGCACAGGCGGAGGCCAGGUGCGCAGCGGGGGAGGGCAGUGGGACUGAGCGGAAGUCCCCGGGAGCAGAGACCAAAGGCGGGAGAGAAUGGGAGAGCGGAAUGGAAGUGCACAGGCUGGCCGAAGCCUUCCUAGAAUCCAGGAAAAGGUCGUCUGAAGACGAAAAUGAAAACAGAGCAGAGUUAAGGCGGAAGGCGGGGUUUGAAGGGGGCGGGUUCCUGGGGAGGAGGAGAGGGCCCCACCUGGCUUCGUCUCCCAGUACCUCCGAUGGAGGCACUGACUCCCCGGGCACCGCAUCCCCCUCUCCCACCAAGACCACGCCAUCCCCUCGCCAUAAGAAGAGUGACUCCUCAGGCCAAGAGUACAGCUUGUGAACGCUCAACCAGAACGAACAGAGUUUUUUUUCCCAUUUAUCUAUGUAUAUUGAUUUUUACAAAGGGGAAAGGAGAGAGAGAAACAUCAAUCAGUUGCCUCUCAUACAUACCCCGACUGGGGAUCAAACCCCCAACCUUUUGGUGUUCGGGCCGGUGCUCUUAACCAGCGGACCAGCCAGCCAGGGCUUUUUUUUUUUUUUUUUUAUACAUGCUUUUUAAUUAAUAUGGGUAUUAAAUAUCUUAGACAAUACUCAUUUUUUAGAGGAGUUCCACGUCAUCCAUCUACAGCGUGAACUUCCGACAGAGGCAAGCUAAGCACCCGCGCAUACAAGUGGAAGGAACGUGCCCCGGGAGGGGGGGGGGCAGCUCACAGAGGAGGCACGAGGUGUUGCAGAGGUUCUGAAGUUUCACACCAAAACCUGACGGAUGAAAACUGGACUUCACCUAAUAUGUUCAACAAAGUUACCUGGAGUAAGGAGAGCAAAAGCUCUAUCCCGUUUGACCUUUUGGAAGAUUUUAUUUUUUUAGGUUUACAAGUAUGUUUAAUGGGCACUUUGUAAAGCAAGAGUCCGUUCCCAUGGGUAGUUGCCCCGGGGAGCUCGGAAAGCGGGGUAGCAAGUACCCCUCUGAACAAGGCGGUGCCCGUUCUGGCGUGGGAACCUACGGAGCACAUUCCUCUUCUUGAUUAUGCCUGAGAUUUGUCUUGCAAGGUUGUCUUAAGCGAAUCACAUAAUUCUCUUUGGAACUUAGUCUCUCAAUCUUUAGUGUGACUGCAAAGUGUUUACCUGAUAUUUAAUGAGGUGCUAUGUGUGUGAAGAAAUACCAUGUAAUUCAAAAACACUAUUGAUGUUGAAUAACAGAUUGUAGAUUGUACUGGUAGCAGUGAGUUCCUUAGGGCAAUUUUAACUCUAGGUCAUCUUCUGAUUCUCAUUGUUUGCG
Molecule: messenger RNA, 3541 nt
Organism: Pteronotus mesoamericanus
Lineage: Eukaryota; Metazoa; Chordata; Mammalia; Chiroptera; Mormoopidae
Gene: KCTD3
Product: potassium channel tetramerization domain containing 3
Exons: 18
Coding region: 152-2602 (816 amino acids)
Biological process (GO): protein homooligomerization
Molecular function (GO): protein binding
Source: RefSeq, a predicted model, not a curated record